AUGUGCUCCUGUGGCCAAUUCCAAGACAGUUUCUGCCUCUGCAGUACAAUUACAGAGUAUUCGAAACAGUGCUGCCAUUCUGGAGGACAUCCAAUUGAUUGGAGGACAAAUACAUUUUGUCCUAAGAAGUGUCCCGGAAAUAUGAUUUAUAAAGAAAGUGGGUCCCUUUGCAUGAACUCAUGUUCCCAUCUGGAGAGUCAAACCCCUUGUGAGGAACAUUUUAUGAAUGGCUGCUUUUGUCCUGAAGGCACAGUAAGGGAUGACUACAACUGGAGAGGAUGUGUACCUGAAAGUGCGUGUUAUUGCAAACAUGCAGGUGUAUUGUAUGCCCCUGGAGAAACAAUGAUCCACAGCUGUGAAGAAUGCCUAUGUAUAUCCGGAAGGUGGAACUGCACUGUGACACCAUGCCCUGGAAUAUGUUCCGUUGAAAACGGAGCUGAUUUCACUACAUUUGAUGAGAAAAAGUACACGUUCCAUGGAAACUGUUACUAUGUGCUUUCAGAGGCAAGAUAUUUUUCUUUUUUCAAUUUUUUAGAACAAAAUUAAUAUUAUGAGAACUUAU
Molecule: messenger RNA, 562 nt
Organism: Xenopus laevis (African clawed frog)
Lineage: Eukaryota; Metazoa; Chordata; Amphibia; Anura; Pipidae
Product: mucin-2-like
Exons: 4
Coding region: 1-546 (181 amino acids)
Source: RefSeq, a predicted model, not a curated record